This is a messenger RNA of Purpureocillium lilacinum, 180 nucleotides long. NCBI's taxonomy places the organism in Eukaryota, Fungi, Ascomycota, Sordariomycetes, Hypocreales, Ophiocordycipitaceae. The record is from RefSeq and is a predicted model, not a curated record.
AUGCAUCCAAUGUUGCCCUCUUACAAUGCUUUGCUAAGGAACAGGUCCAUUACUUUUGCGUCAGAUGAACGAGCAGCAUGGGGCGGGACAGACCCACGAGGACCACACGAAACCGCUCAAAGAGUUCCGGCCCAUACCGGUUCCCGUGACAGUUCUGGAGUGUCAUCCAAGGUUCGAUAG